AUGGAGAACAACAAUCAAGAAAAUGCUGAAAAUGGUGCUGCUAUUAUUGGAUCGGAAGGAAGAAGAGGAGGUGAUGCUGGCCGUGGACGGAGACUCACCGGAUUGCGAGGCGUCUCUCCGCCACCAUUUCUGUUGAAGACAUUUGAAAUGUUGGAAGAUCCUGAAACUGAUCCCUUCAUACAUUGGACUUCUGGCAAAACCAGUUUUCUUAUUACUGAUACUAACAAGUUUGCUAUUGAAGUUCUUCCAAAGUACUUCAAACAUAGCAACUUAUCCAGCUUCAUUUACCAGCUCAACAACUAUGGUUUUAAGAAGGUUUGUUCUUACAAAAGUGAGUAUGCAAAUCCAUGGUUUCGAGCUGGGAAAAAGCACUGGCUGAAGAAUAUCAAAAGCAGGAUUCAACUAUCCAAAACCAAUAAGCCACAACAAGGUUCGCAUAGUUCUUGUGUUGAUCCAAUGAAGGAUAAUUUGGAAGAGGAGGUGGAGAAGUUGAGGAAUGAUAACAUUAGUCUGAAGAUAGAACUUCAGAAGUUGAAAGAUAGACAAGAAAACAUGAGAGUUUUGUUUCCUACUAUGAAAGGAUGCAGAAAGGAUACAGAAAUUAGCAAUAUUUUGGAGCUAUUUGUCAAGAAAUCGAAAGUCAGGGAAGAUUCUAGCAGCAAUGACACAAGAAAGAGGCCACAAAUGGUAGAGUCGCCAGAUCGUGUGGCUAACUCUGUCCAGGAUGGGAUUGGACAGACAUCAAACUCUGCUGGUGGCUCAGUAAGUUCUAAUGAGCAACAGAAAGAAGCAACUGCUAAAAAUGAUAAGAAUCGCGAGUUCUGGGAAAAACUGUUUGAAGAUGAUUCAGAGUCUCAAAAUGAAGGAGCAGAGCAGGCACUGAAUCGAUCGAAGGCUAUGGCGGAGAUAGAGGAGAUGGUGGAAAGCAAGAUUGCUAUGGAAGGAGAAGCUUUGAUUGCAAAAGCUGCUACUGGUUUAGAUGAGGAGAUGGAGGCUUAUCUUCAACUGUGGACCUAG
Molecule: messenger RNA, 1017 nt
Organism: Nicotiana tabacum (common tobacco)
Lineage: Eukaryota; Viridiplantae; Streptophyta; Magnoliopsida; Solanales; Solanaceae
Source: RefSeq, a predicted model, not a curated record